AUGUCAAACUUGGAUAAUCAAUCAACAAAUUCUUUUGAUCCUGCAACAUACAAGAAGAGCUACAAUAAUACCAACACUAUUAAUGAAGAGCCAUCAAUCAAGCCAGAUAUGGUGUUGAAGAACUUUGCCAAGGACUAUGAUAUCCCCAAACCAGGCGGCUACCAAGGCUUUAUUGCUGGAUUAGGUUCUUGUUUUGGCCAGUGCGGAAUGUUUUGCUUCCUUUGCGAAAACCCAUACAAGGAAGUUGACCAAGGUGAAGUUGGUCUAGUGCAAACAUUUGGUAGAUUAUCACGCACAGUUGAACCUGGCUUGAGCUAUGUCAAUACUUGGUCAGAAAGACUAACCAGAGUCUCCAUCAAAAUCAACAUUCGAGAAAUUCCUGCACAAAAAUGCUUGACCAGAGAUAACGUUAGUGUUAUUGUUACCUCAGUCGUUUACUACAACAUUAUUGACCCCAUGAAGGCAAUUUUUUCCAUCCAAAACAUCCACGAUGCCAUUGUUGAAAGAACCCAAACAACAUUGAGAGACGUUAUUGGUGGACGAGUAUUACAAGAUGUUGUCGAAAAGAGAGAAGAAAUUGCCGAAUCAAUCGAACACAUUAUCGCCAAGACUGCAUUUGACUGGGGUGUCAAUAUCGAAUCUAUAUUGAUCAAGGACUUGACUUUGCCAGACAAGGUGCAAGCCUCAUUAUCAAUGGCAGCAGAAGCUAAAAGAAUCGGAGAAGGUAAGAUUAUCAAUGCCAAGGCCGAGGUUGAAAGUGCAAAAUUGAUGAGAAAGGCUGCUGAUAUCUUGGCUUCUAAGCCAGCUAUGCAAAUUAGAUACUUGGACGCAUUGCAAAACAUGGCCAAAUCACCAGGCACAAGAGUCAUAUUUAUGCCCUCUGCACAAGAAGUUGAAAGAAUGGCAACAUCAAACAUUGGUGACACCACAUUUAUCGAAAAGGGUAAAGGAAAACAACAGGACUUGGAAGAGGAUAGUGAAUGGGCAGCUUCGCCUGCUGAAAAUAGACACACAUUCACUCCACACCAAGUGCAACAAGUUGGCAUAAACAACAACAAACAUAUUGCAGAUACUGUUGCCUUGCAAGAAGCAUUGCGUGACAAGUAA
This is a messenger RNA of Lodderomyces elongisporus, 1107 nucleotides long. RefSeq lists its product as uncharacterized. The record is from RefSeq and is a predicted model, not a curated record. Gene Ontology annotation, cellular component: plasma membrane. The transcript has a single exon. Lineage: Eukaryota; Fungi; Ascomycota; Pichiomycetes; Serinales; Debaryomycetaceae. The coding region runs from base 1 to 1107 and encodes 368 amino acids.